AUCUGUGCUCUGUAGCCAGGAGCAACAGAGACCAUCCAGAAGACCGGCUCGACCAUGUCUCUGUGGCUACCUUUCCGAGGCAGAUGGAAGUUGGGGCGGAAGAACUCAUUGCGGGGCUCCUCACAGCUCUCCAAGCAAGACUAUGAGGCCCUGAGGGAAAGGUGCCUGAUGGAAGGCCACCUCUUUGAAGAUGACAGCUUUCCAGCCAGUCUGCGCUCGGUGGGCAGCGGGCCCCUGCUGCGGAAGCUGCCGCCUGGCCUACAAUGGAAGAGGCCUCCGGAGUUACACAGCAAUCCCCAGUUCUAUUCUGCCAAUACCAAAAGGCUGGACCUGUGCCAGGGAGUGGUAGGAGACUGCUGGUUCUUGGCUGCUUUGCAAGCUCUGACUUUGCACCAGGACAUCUUGAGCCGUGUUGUUCCCCUGAAUCAGAAUUUCACUGAGAAGUAUGCUGGCAUCUUCCAGUUCUGGUUCUGGCACUUUGGGAAGUGGGUGCCUGUGGUGAUAGAUGACCGACUCCCUGUGAAUGCAGCUGGCCAGCUGGUGUUUGUCUCUUCUACCUACAAAAACUUGUUCUGGGGAGCUCUUCUGGAAAAGGCUUAUGCCAAGCUCUCUGGCUCCUAUGAAGACUUGCAGCGUGGGCAGGUGUCUGAAGCACUCGUGGACUUCACUGGAGGGGUGACAAUGACCUUCAAUCCAGCAGAAGCCCCUGGCAACCUCUGGGACAUCCUAACCCGAGCCACCUACAACAGAACCCUCAUUGGCUGCCAGACCCACUCGGGGAUGGAGAGGGUGCUGGAGAAUGGGCUGGUGGGAGGCCAUGCCUAUACCCUCACAGGAAUCAGGAAGGUGACCUGCAAACAUGGACCAGAAUAUCUAGUCAGGCUGCGGAACCCCUGGGGCAAAGUGGAAUGGAAAGGAGACUGGAGUGACAGGUCAAGUACGUGGGAGCUACUGAGCCCCAAGGAGAAGAUUCUACUGCUGAGGAAGAGUGAUGAUGGCGAAUUCUGGAUGACUCUGAAGGACUUUAAAGCACAUUUCAUGCUUCUGGUCAUCUGUAAACUGACCCCAGGCCUGCUGAGUCAGGAGGUGGGCCAGAAGUGGGCCUGCACCCUGCGGGAGGGGAAGUGGGAGAAGGGGAGCACGGCCGGUGGCCGGAUGAAGUCGCCCCGAGACACAUUCUGGAAGAACCCGCAGUUUCUGCUGUCCGUCUGGAGCCCUCAGGAGGAUAGGAGAUUCCUGAUGCCCUGCAGUGUGCUGGUGUCCCUGCUCCAGAAGCCAAGGCACCGGCACCGGAACCGGAAGCCUCACCUCGCCAUCGGCUUCUACCUCUUUAGGUUGAGCAAGUACUAUGGUGACCCGAGGAGACUUCCUCCUGAGUUCUUCUGGGAAAAUGGCCCCCUCAGCUGGCCCAAAGCAUUUCUCACAGAGAGAGAAGUGAGUCAGGAACUACAGCUGGUGCCAGGGACGUACGUCAUUGUGCCCUGCACGUCUGAGGCCAGCCAGGAGUCGGAGUUUCUCCUGAGAGUCUUCUCCAGGAAGCACAUCUUUCAUGAAAUUGGCUGCGACGCCAGUGCUGUUUUCUCUAAGGAAAUAGUGGACCAAAAUGAAGGGCAGGAUGAAUUCUUCACUAAACUCUUUGAGAAGUAUCCAGAAAUAAAUGCAGUGCAGCUGCAGAAGAUCCUGAACCACAUGACCUGGCCAAGUCUGGGGAGCGCCCGGCCUCUCUUCAGCCUGGACGCCUGCCAGGGGAUCCUGGCCCUGCUGGACCUUAAUGCAUCCGGCACUGUGAGCAUCCAGGAGUUCAGAGACCUGUGGAAGCAGCUGAUGCUCUGUCAGGAGGUUUUCCACAAGCACGACAGUCACCGGUUGGGACACCUGAACAGGACUCAGCUGAGGGCGGCCAUGAGGGACGCAGGGAUCGUGCUCAGUGACGACGUCUGCCAGCUGAUGCUUGUCCGCUACGGUGGCCCCCGCCUCCAGAUGGACUUUGUCAGCUUCGUCCACCUGAUGCUGCGUGCGGAGAGCAUGGAGGGUGCCUUCCAGAACUUAACCCAAGAUGGCAAAGGGAUAUACCUCCAGAAGCCAGAGUGGCUGAUGAUGACUCUGUACUCCUGAGAAGGCUGGGGCCCUGUCUGUCUUCACCGAG
Lontra canadensis (Northern American river otter) is the source of this 2146-nucleotide messenger RNA. It is a transcript of the gene CAPN14, whose product is annotated as calpain 14. Lineage: Eukaryota; Metazoa; Chordata; Mammalia; Carnivora; Mustelidae. The record is from RefSeq and is a predicted model, not a curated record. Gene Ontology annotation, cellular component: cytoplasm. The coding region runs from base 55 to 2115 and encodes 686 amino acids. The transcript has 22 exons. Gene Ontology annotation, biological process: proteolysis. Gene Ontology annotation, molecular function: calcium-dependent cysteine-type endopeptidase activity; calcium ion binding.